Messenger RNA from Cherax quadricarinatus, 1420 nucleotides. NCBI's taxonomy places the organism in Eukaryota, Metazoa, Arthropoda, Malacostraca, Decapoda, Parastacidae. The record is from RefSeq and is a predicted model, not a curated record.
CUGGUGGGUCUCUCUGCCCCAUGUGUUGUCCCAUGUGCUGCCCCAUGUGCCACACCACCACCACAUCAUGGGGGGUAAAAAAAGCAAAAAAAAUAAGGGGAAGGCCCUUUCGUUGGGAGAAUUCCUUGGAGCAUCUACCCCUAGUGGUGGAUCCGCUGUGGUUGUAAACAAAGGCAGCUGGGCUGAGGAAAGUGAAGAUUAUGAGGAGGAUCGUUUUGUCGCUCCGGAGCGCCUGGUGCUUCCGACAGCCCCACGCACUGCUCGUGAGCCAGAUGUGGAUCCAGAAAGAAUUCCACGGGACCCUCCUUUCACUGCAUAUAUUGCCAAUCUCCCGUUUGAGGUUGAUGAUGAUGAUAUUAUUCGAUUUUUCCAAGACCUUAAGGUCAAAUCCAUCCGCCUCCCUAGGGAAGGUGGUGAAGGUGGACGGUUCAAGGGAUUUGGAUAUGUAGAAUUUGAUACCAGAAAUGACUUGAUUGAGGCACUCUCUAAAAAUGAUGAUAUGAUGAAUAACCGGAAAAUACGUGUGGACGUGGCUGAGGGAGAGGGAGGCAACCAGAGGCGAGGCUUUUCUGAUCGUGGUGGUAGAGAUGAAGAAAGAUUAGAUCGUAGUGAAGGAGUUUCUGACUGGAGAGCAGGUCCUAGGGAUGCACCACUAAGAGAUGGCAAAGAUGACCGUAGUCCUGGUCGAGGGGGAUUUGACAGGGACCGCCGUGAUGAAGGCCGUGGUGGUUUUAGUGACCGAGAUAGAGGUUAUGGAGACAGAGAUAGAGGUGGCUUUGGUGACCGUGACCGUGACCGUGAUCGAGGAGGCUAUGGUGAUCGUGACCGUGGUGGUUUUGGUGACCGUGAUCGAGACCGUGGAGGUUUUGGUGACCGUGAUCGAGACCGUGGAGGUUAUGGUGACCGUGAUCGAGAUCGUGGUGGUUUUAGUGAUCGCGAUCGUGACCGUGGUGGCUUUGGCGAUCGUGAUAGAGGUGGUUUUGGGGAUCGUGACCGUGGUGGAUUUGGAGAUAGGGAGAGAGGGUUCAGAGACAGGUAUACAGACAGAGGCUAUGACAGAGGCAGAGGCUAUGACAGGGAUAGAGGCUAUGACAGGGAUAGAGGGCUGAGGGACAGGUAUGGAGACAGAGGCUAUGACAGAGACAGAGGAUAUGACAGGGAUAGAGGCUAUGACAGAGACAGAGGCUAUGACAGGGAUAGAGGUGGACGAUUUGGAAGUGGAGGAAGUCGCUACGAUGAUGAUCGCAGAGGUGGCAGUGGGGGUGGUGGUUUCCGUGAGGAUAAUCCUUGGAGACGGGAGCGUGAUGGGCCAAGAGCACCAUCUGGGGAAAACUCUCUGCCAAGGGAGCGUCCUAAGUUAGUACAGUAUAUUUUUUCGAAGAUGCUAUAUUUUAUGUCUGUGUGAGAAGUUAAUACAGAC